Molecule: messenger RNA, 240 nt
Organism: Phytophthora nicotianae INRA-310
Lineage: Eukaryota; Oomycota; Peronosporomycetes; Peronosporales; Peronosporaceae
Exons: 1
Coding region: 1-240 (79 amino acids)
Source: RefSeq, a predicted model, not a curated record
AUGGAGCAGCUAGUUGCAGCAGUCGUGUCGGCAUAUUUAGAGCUCGAUUCGGUGACAUUAAGCAAGUGUUUACUAACGCUACACUCCGUGAUAGAACAAGCGAUCUUAAACCGAGGCGGAAACGAGUACAAGGUCCCGCAUCUGGGCAAGGACAAGUGGCUGUGCAUAGGUGACUUGCCUCUUUCGCUGCCGUGCUCCAGCGAAAUCGCCAAUGCGGCAUUCGACGAGGUCAUUGUGUAG